AUGGCCACCCGAGACUCUGAUUCGAGUCCAAAGGCAUUGAUUUAUCGUGGACCCGCUGCCUGUGACGGCUGUCCAGAAUCAGUUGCCGCGAUCCUCGAGUCUUCUUCGUCUAAAUUCGUUGUCAAGUACGCCGGGCCCAAUGAGGAAAUUGAUAUCAACGCGGAGUCUUUGAAUGAAGUUGAUCUCUUCGUUCAGCCAGGAGGCGGUGAUCUCGAGCCCGGAUGGAAGCAUACAAAAAAGUACAAAAAAGCCAUCCGCGAUUAUGUCGCUCAAGGCGGAAUAUAUGCCGGGUUUUGCCUCGGAGCGUACUUAGCCGGUCCCAAACUUGGAUAUGAUAUUCUCCCUCCAGGCUCGUAUAUAGCUGAUGAGGCAGAUCAACCCGGCGCGCAGGUGAAGAACUACAAGGACACUGUCAUCCAAGUUGAUUGGACUUUCCACACAGGCCCAAACAAAGGCCAAGAACAGGAUGGUCGAUGGUUGUAUUUCCAAGACGGGGCUGUCAUGAAAUUGGCACCAAACGCGUCCGCGCUUAUUCUUGGAAAGUAUUCAAGUAACGGAGAUAUUGCUGCCUCUGUGACUCCUUUCGGGAAAGGAUGGGUUGGGCUUGUCGGUCCCCAUCCUGAGGCCGAUGAGAGUUGGUAUCAACUAGUCAACGUGACCAACCCAGACGGAGUCAAAUUUGAUAUAGCCUACGAUUUUGUAGAAAGCAUCAUAGAUUGGGCGACGAAUCAGUGA
Messenger RNA from Talaromyces proteolyticus, 735 nucleotides. RefSeq lists its product as uncharacterized. Lineage: Eukaryota; Fungi; Ascomycota; Eurotiomycetes; Eurotiales; Trichocomaceae. The transcript is spliced from 3 exons. The coding region runs from base 1 to 735 and encodes 244 amino acids. The record is from RefSeq and is a predicted model, not a curated record.